AUGGAUAUUAAAAUAUUUCUAAUAUUCUUAAUUAAUUUAAUAAAUUUCAUUCAAACAAUAGAAAUACGUUUUUCUAAUCCAUUACAACGUUUUAUUUAUGAUGAUACAACUGAUACAAUUAUUUUAGCAUCUGUUAAUCAUAUCUAUUCAUUAAAUGCCAGUGAUUUAUCAAUAUUAUCCGAUAUAAAUCUUUCACCUAUUGAAAAUGAUAAUCAUUGUUUAAUAACAAAUAAAACAUCAUCAUUAUUAUCAAAUAGUUAUUAUUUUCCAACAACAUCAUAUUUAUUUCCAUCAGUAAAUAGUACAUUUAAUCAAUUACUUUUAUUAAUUAACAAUACAGUAUUAAUAUGUUCAACAUCAAAUCGUGGUGGUUCAUGUCAAUUACGUUCAUUAAUUAAUCUUAAUUUCAUAAAAAAUUCUUCUCAUCGUAUUGUUUCAUCAUCACCUUUUUAUCCUUCAAUUGGUUUCAUUAGUGAAAAUAAUCAUAUUUUAUAUUUAUCAAAUACAUAUGAUCCAUUAUGUGAUCCAUUUUAUGAAAUUCCAACAAUAAGUGGACGAUUUAUUGAUAAAGAUUUUUUAUCAAUACUUAAUUUAAAUUCUGGUCAAUCAGCAUUACAACAAUCAACAUAUACAUUACGUUUAUUAAAUAUACGUUUAAUAAAAGAUUUUUUUCUUUCAUAUAUCUAUGGAUUUGAACAUCGAAAUAUAUCCUAUUUUCUCACAAUACAACAAUCUGAUAUUCAUCAUACACGUACAUAUAAAUUACAAACAAAAAUUUUACGUUUUUGUCAAACAUUAAAACAAUCAAUUAUUAAAAGUUAUAUUGAAAUACCGAUAACAUGUGGAAAUAAUUAUCAUUAUUUAGUUACAGGAAAAUUUUCUAAAGAAAAAAAUAUUUUCUAUGGAAUAUUUCGUAAUACAACAUUAGCGAAUUCAUCACAUACAGGACAUGCUGUAUGUGCAUAUUCAAUUCAUUCAAUUCGAGAAGCUUUUUUUCAAACAAUAAAACGUUGUAUUGUCGAUGGAAAAGGUUAUCGUGGUUUAGGUUUUAUUAGCCCGGAUACACAUUGUGUAUCAAAUAAAAAUUUAAAUGAAAUCAAUCAUGAUUAUUGUCCAGAUGAUGAUGAUAGUUUUUUUCAAUAUCCAAUUGGUGGUCAUCGAUCAUUAGAACAAAUUGAACCGAUUAUUGAAUUCAAUGAAAAUGUCAAUUUUACAGCGAUUGAAAUCGUUUCAAUUGAAAAUGAUGUUAUGAUUUUAGUAGGUGAUGAUAAUGGAACUGUUUAUACAUUCCAAACAUCAAAUAGAAAAGACGUUUAUAAACAAAAUUUUCCAUUAUCGAUAAUAAUCGAUUUGAAAUUAAUUUAUAAAACACCGCUAUUAAAAAAUGCUAAUCUUCUCGUGUUGACUAAUAAUCAAAUCAUCAAACAAAAUUUAAGUACAUGUGAACAGUAUACAACAUGUGAUGAAUGUUUCAAGAUUGAUCGUUGUCAUUGGUGUUCGAAAGAGAAAAGAUGUACACCUUUAUUUGAAUGUACAAAUGAAAAUUAUAAAUAUAGAAAAACUAAUGAUAUUAAUAUGUGUACAAAUAUCGAACGAGUUAUUCCUGAAACAAUAUCAUUACAAUCAUCAGAUAUUCACUUAGAAAUUAUUUUAAAUAUUCCAUUGAAAAAUAAUCUUGAUGAAUAUCAAUGUCAAUUUGAAUUAAUUGAUAAAAAAAAUAUUCUUUUUCAUACAAAUGCUGUUCUUGUCAAUGAUAAAACAUUAAAAUGUUUUCCACCCGUAUUAUCUAAUAUGAAUCAAUCUAUUUAUAAUAUUGUUUUAUCGUUAUAUCAUUUAAACACAAAUUUAACAUUUGGAUAUUCAAAUGUAUUAUUUGUAAAUUGUUCGAAUUUUCUUUCAUGUUCAUCAUGUAUGAAAUAUUCUAAUCAAUGUCUAUGGAAUAUUCAAACAGUUAAUUGUAUAUCUUAUGAAAAUAAAAAAACAUUAUUAAUUCAUCGUAAACGUUUGAUAUUAAAUUCAAAUCAAUGUCCAUUUAUUUAUUUACAACAACCAAUAAAUCGUCUUGCUUAUAAUAAUACGAAAAAUUUAAUUAUACAUAUGGAAGAAUGUAAUGAAGAAUUAAAUAUUAAUUCUUGUCAAUUAAAUGAUAAUCGUAAACGUUUAAAAUUUACUUCAUUAAAUCCAACAUUUAUUAGAUCAACAAAUGAAAAUCAUCUAUGUUUUAUAAAAUGUUCAUUUGAUUUAAUAAAUUCCGAGAAAUUCUCUCAAAUAUCAUUUCAUCGACCAUUACAUCUUGAUUUAUCAAUUGAAUUAAUAAAUAAAACAUCAAUAAUUAUACCACGUACACAUAUUUCAUUAUAUGAUUGUGAACGUAUGGGUUUUAAUUGUACAUCAUGUUUACAACUUGAUCCAUCAUUUGGUUGUAUUUGGUGUAAUAAUAUGUGUAUGUUUAAAAAUCAAACAUUAAAAAAUCAAUUGAAUUGUCCACAAAGUCAAGAAUGUUUAUUACCUAUUAUUCAAGAUAUUGAACCUUUAUUACUGCCAAUGAAUGGAGGAACAUUAGUAACAAUUAAAGGAAAAAAUUUUGAUUUAUUUAAUAUAUCUAUAAGUUUAAUUGAUGUACCAUGUUUAUUAAUUGAAGAAGAAAGUUCGAAUAAUAAAAUUAUUUGUCAAUCAGGUGAUGCUGGUAUGCUAUCACGAAGUGGUCCGAUACAUUUAAAAUUCGGUUCUCAUGGUCCACAUGUUCAAUCUGAUCAAAUAAUAUCAUAUGUAAAUCCAAUAAUUACUUCUAUUGAACCACUUAUUGGUAUUGAAAGUGGUGGUACACUUUUAACAAUUUUUGGUGAAAAUUUAACAUUAGGUAAUAGUCAUAUAUCAGUAUCAAUUGGUAAUCGUCCUUGUCAAUUAUUAUCCAUAUCUCGUCUUAAAAUUCAAUGUGAAACAUCAACAUUUUCUUCAUUAAUAUUAAAUGAACAACAACCAAUAAAUUUUCUUUUUGAUCGACAAACAAAACUUAAAUUUGAAAAACCUUUUACAAUUGUUUCUAAUCCAAUAUUAUAUUCAUUCGAUGAAUAUAAUCAAUAUCAAAGUUUUAUAAGUGGUGGUCAUCAUAUAGUUAUUCAUGGUGAAAAUUUUCAUACAAUACAAAAUAUACGUUUAGAAUUUAAACGUAUUAUAUUUGUUUCACCAUUAUUAUAUAAUAGGACACAUAUCAUAUUUUUAACACCAUCAAUACAAGAAUUACAUUUAAAUGAUGAACAUGAUUUUCAACAAGAUAUUGAAAUUAUUAUUCAUUUAGAUCAUUUUAAUAAAACAUCAUCAAUUAUUUAUAUAAAUGAUCCAAUAAUUUAUGAACUUGAACCAAUGUUACAAACAUAUACAAAUGAAUUAAUUAUUCAUGGUUCAAAUUUAACAGCUGUUGGUCAUACUAAAAAUGAUAUUACUGUUCAUAUUGGAUGUGAUCUAUGUAAUAUAAUUCAUUUUCAAGUAGAUAAAAUUGUAUGUCAACCACCAGCGUAUCGCCCGAAAAAAUAUUCAAAAAAUAAUCGUCUUUGUUAUGAUUCAGAACAUCCAUGGAUUAUAGUUACUAUUGAUAAUAUACAUUCACAUGUUGGAUAUAUGAUUUACCCAAAGAAGGUUAUUAUUCUUGGUAUCAUAAGUGGAUGUUUAUUAACAAUGUUAUCAGUCAUUCUAAUCAUUCUUCUUAUCGUCUGUAUAAGAAUACGGUGUUCACAACAAAAAUCUCGUCGUCGUUAUUUAUAUGGUGCUGGUAUGAAUUCUCAUGAUAAUGAAAAAGAAACAUAUAAUGAUAAUCUUCUAAAUAAAACUUAUCAAAAACUUCCCAUACUUGAUUCAACUGUACUUGAUUCAUCAUUAUUACCAUCUAUACCAAUACGUUCAUAUAUAAAUUAUUUACAAUUAUGUUAUUAUUAUUAUUUCAAUGAUCAAUCAUUCUCAAUCCCAUCUUAUGAUAUACCAAAAGGAAAUAUAAGACAUGAUAUAAUAAAUCAAUUUCAAUUUUUGAUUGAUAAUAAUGAAGAAUUUAUUGAAUAUUUUUAUAAAAUUUUAUUACAAUCAAAUAAUAAAAAACUUCUUUCAAAUUUUCUUUUAACACAACGAUAUCAUUUUAAGAAAUUUUUACAAUUUAAUAAUGAUUCAAUUUAUUUUAAUAUUUGUCUACUUACAGCUUAUGAUGGUCUUUUAACAAAUCAAAUCACAUCAUUAUUAUUUCAACUUUAUUAUGAAUUAAAAUCAAAAAUUUUUUCAGGUCCUAUUGAUGCUAUUGAACAAACAUGUUCAUAUUAUUCAUUAAAUAAUAAUACAAUUUUACAUGAUCAAUCAAUAUUAUUUAAUUCUAUUCAAAUUAUUGUUCAUAUUGAUUUAAAUAAUCAAACAAAUGAAUUACUUUUAUUACAUGUAACAUGUUUAUCAUGUGAUACAAUAACACAAGUUAAAGAAAAGAUUUUUUAUCAAUUAAAUUUAUAUAAAAAAUUACAUUUUAUAUCAAUAAAUGAUAGUCAAUUAUAUUUAUUAACAAAUAAUAAAUCAUGUUCAACAUCAUCAUGUUCAUCAUCAACAACAUCAUCAUCAAAUGUACCAUUAGCAAAAAAAUCUAUGUUAACACAAUUUUUCUUUAAUCAAAAAAAUAAAUAUUCAACAACAACGACAACAACAACAUCAGCAUCAAAUGAUUCAUCAUAUAGAGAUUCAAUUAUAUUAUUAUUAAAUGAUAUUGAUAAUACAAAUGAACAAAUAAAUCAUUGUAAAAAAUUAAAUACAUUACAACAUUAUGGAGUUAUUAAUGAUGGUUAUGAAUUUAAAAUGAUUGUAGCGAAUAAAAUUAAUCAAUCAAAUUAUAACUCAUAUUUAAAAAAAACACUCCAUCGAAAUCCAUUUGAUUGUCAAUAUUGUUCAACUGAUCAAGAAAAAAUGUUUAAUUAUAUAAUAGCUCUUCCAUUAUCACCGAAUUCUAUCCAAUCAUCAGCAAUUGAAAUAGAUCGUACAUGUUAUUUCCAUUUAUUAAAUCAUACAUAUGAAGAAAUAGGUGAAUCCGAUCACUUAUUAAUGAAUAAUAAUCAAAGUGAAACUUAUCGUUUAUUUGAAACAAAAUCUACUAUACAUUCAAUAUUAAUCAAUCUUAUUGAAACAUUAUUUACAAAUUUUCUUCAUAGUGAUAUAUAUUUAAGUGAAUUAAUUGAACAAUAUUCACGUUUUUUACAUAUAUUCUAUGGACAUUAUAUUCCAUUUAUUUUACAAAAUUUCAAUUGUUUAUUUGAUUUAACAAUUGAUAAAUGUUUAAAUAGUUCAUUUGAUAUACUUGCAACUAUUUUUCAAAUAGCUUGUUCUUGUCAACCAAAUGAACAACAUUGUCUAUUAUGUAAUGAAUUAACAAAUAAUGAUAAUAUUAAGUUGAAUUUAAAUAUUCAAAAUUGUACAUUAUUAUUUGCUGAUGAAAUUCAACGUGUUCGAUUACAUUAUUCAAAUUUAGAACGACGUCUAAAUAAUAAACAUUCAUCAUCGGAAUAUUCAUCAACGAAUACAGGUAUUAAUAAGACAUUUGAAUUAGAUUAUUCAAUUAUUGAUAAUCUUAUUGAAUAUUUAUGUUUGCAUGUUGAAGAGAUCACAGAAUUAUUUAAAAAUCAAUCAUCUGAUAAUAAAAGUCUAAUUAGAUUUUUGAAUCUUGUCCAAAUGUAUCGAUCGAAUGGAAGAACUUGA
Molecule: messenger RNA, 5715 nt
Organism: Adineta steineri
Lineage: Eukaryota; Metazoa; Rotifera; Eurotatoria; Adinetida; Adinetidae
Source: the annotation of a GenBank genome assembly